Astrephomene gubernaculifera is the source of this 3216-nucleotide messenger RNA. Lineage: Eukaryota; Viridiplantae; Chlorophyta; Chlorophyceae; Chlamydomonadales; Astrephomenaceae. The record is from the annotation of a GenBank genome assembly.
GCAUUUUUUUACCUUCAAUAAAAUUACAUAAUAUUGCUGCUGACAGCUUUACUUAAAGGUCGCACAGAAAAUUGUAAGGUUCCUUGACUUGCGAUUGGAACCAACCGCAAAUUGCUGUUAAUAGGUAUAAUCACUAUACGAAUAUUUAUUGAAAGCACGUAAAGUUGUUCACGUUAAGCGGGUAGGGCAACCUUGGAUGCUGCUUGGAGCGCGGCAAGGAGGAUGGGGUGAUAAGCAUUCUUGAUGGCGACGAUGUCAGCCUCUCCAGGCCUUCCUCCAGCAAUGGAGGGCCUGGUGGAGGAUGUUCCGCUUCGGAAUCCAAACCUCCUCACAUCCAACCAGGUGUACAGCAAGGUUGGCAGCACGCGCAUCCUCCAGGCUGAGCCCGCUGUGGUCCAUUUUGGGGGCUACACAAUCGGCCAGGUCUACAGCCAGACCCUGCGCAUACGCAAUGUCCGCGCCCGGGGCACCCGCUUCCACAUCAUCGGGCCCAGCACGCCCUUCUUCAAGUCCUCCUGCGGCUCCAAGAAGGGCCUGCUGGCCCCCGGCAUGAGCGAGGAGGUGGUGGUGGAGUUCUGCCCUACGCAGUACCGCUACUACUACGACUGCGUGAGGGUGCACUCGGAGGAUGAGAACCUGCUCAUCCCGCUGCACGCCUACCCGGUGGCCAACGAGGCGCUCUUCCCCUCGCGAGUGGACUUUGGGCGGGUGCCGGUGGGGCGGGAGGUGGUGCGGAGACACAUGCUGGAGUGCAAGGUUCCGGUAGACUUUGAGUUCGAGGUGGUGGAGGUGCGGCCGCACCCCUCCUUCAAGGUGGAGCCGCAGCGGGGGGUGAUACCGGGGCGGGGCGCGGUGGCGCUGCAGCUGGCCUUCUGCCCGCUCAGCCUCACCACGGAGGAGGCGGUGGUGGAGAUCCGUAUCGCGGAGUUCAACUCCCGCCCCCUGCGCGUCACCCUCACCGGCUCCGGCUGGCCGGGCGCCGCACGCGACCGCGCGCUGCUCAACGCCCUCAACUACAAUAACAACUCAUACGGCAACGGUAACGUUCGUACGAACGGCGACAACAACGAACUGAUGUACGGCAGUGCUGCUGCCAGCGUUGCAGCUGCGCGGCAGUACCUGGACUCUGCGGGCUCGCUGGCUGCUAAAUCGGACCAGGAGGGGGGCCUGCAGGAGGAGGAGGGGGGCAGCAGCAGCAGCAGGCGGAGGGGAUUCAUCCGCUGGAGCGGCCGGACAUUCCCGCGGAUGUGAAGGGUGCGCUGUUCCGCAUGCAGCUGGCCGCCGCCGAGGAGGCCUCCCGCAAGGUGUCUCUGGGCACCUCCCCCGCGGUGGGGCAGCAGCUGCUGAGCGCGGCGGAGGUGGCGCGCAUGCAGCGGCUGCGCGCGGAGCAGCACCGGCGGCACCAGCUGAGCGAGGAGAUGCGGGCCACCAAGAGGCUGCAGGCUGAGAUGGAGGCAGCCGGCGCCGUACACCACCCCUCCAAGAAGCCCCCUCUGCAGCCCCCUCCCUCCUCCACCUCCUCCUCCACCUCCCUCCUACAACCCCAGCAGCAACAGCCGCCCCCGCACACCCCAGACCAGCAGCCCACCACCCUACCCCCCUCCUCCGCCCCGCCUACUCCCGGCGACCCUACCGCCCACCCUGCCACCCCUCCAACCCCCACCACCGCCGCUGCUGCUGCUGCUGCUACCGCCGCUGCUGCCGCUGCCUCCUCAGCCGCCGCCUCCUCCUCCUUCCAGCCCGAGUGGCGGCUGAUCGAGGGCAGCGACUGGCUGAAGCGCACCCGCGCUCGCGACAUGUUCAUGCGCGCGGUGUGGCGGGUGGUGGUGAGCCUGCGCAUGCAGCGGAGACUGGAGAGGAUCAAGGAGGUGCUGGCCCACCUGGGUUACGACAAGCAGCGGCUGGCGGAGGAGGCCGCCAACCCCGUGCUGCUGGUCAGCGAGAGCGACAGGCCCGGCACCGCCCCCACCAAGUACCUGCGGCCGGAGAUGGUGCGGGUGCGGCCGCUGCCGCUGUACCGAGAUGUGGUGUUCCAGGUGCAUGUGCAGCUGGAUGUGACCCACUACACCGACUUUGACGAACUGGCGCCAUUCCAACUCAAGACCCCGCUGGAGUACCGCAUCUUGGGUUACGCCCCCGAGGACUUCCCCGGCCUCACCCCCUACCUGCCGCCCCUGCUCGACCAGCCCCUGCUAGCGGGCGCGAUAGAGGAGGUGGCGGCAGCGGGGGAGGCUCUCGUGCCCGCCGGCCUGGUCCCCUCCCUGUCAGAAUACCCGCCCCUGCCCGACGCAUGCAAAAACAUGCCGUACAUUACCCUGGAGGUUGGAAACCGUUACAGCGAGGACCGGGUUUUCGCAACUCCCGAACCGUCGUAUGCCAUGGGGUACGACAAGGAUUACGUCAUGCAGCCCCGGUUGUACGACAUGUACGACAGUGCGAGGCACGAGGCGGUGGCUUCGGGUAGUGUACGGGCGUUGCGCGGUGGGCCUGCGUUGUCGGACACGUGGCUUGUACGGCAGGACACGUGGGCCGUACAGUUGGGCGAGGAGGUGAUUCCCCGCCUCAUGUCUGGGCCUGAGCCUGAGGAGCUGCCGGAGGAUAGGCCGGAGGAUGAGGACAAGCCCAAGAUCUGCCCCCACGUGCCCACUGACGAGGAGCUGGCUCGCUACCUGCCCCUCACCAGCCGCACGGAGGUGGCGGCGGAGGCGCAGCAGCCGCCUGCCCCCGACGCGCCGCUGCGCUACCGGCUGGUCCGCGACCGGCACGCUGCCCAGCUGGAGGGCGACAAGGCGGCUGCGCAUGCGGCGUCCAUAGCGGGGCUGGAGCAGCGGCUGGCGGAGUAUAACCGGCUGCUACGGCGGCCCUGCGCCUUCGCACUGCACCUGUAGCGGUUCGGGAGGGCGUUUGGGUUUAGAAGCGGAAUGGUUGGGGCUGGGAUCAGGGUCGGUUAGGGUGUCUACAAAGUGGGAGUGAGCAAGGAGAAGGACCUGCAGGAGGGAGGAGUAACGCGCGUUCUGGGGACAGGGCAGGGGAGUGUUAUGGUGGUUGGCAGAGGUUGGAGGGCCGUUGCCAUGUGUGUGUUUCAGUGGCAGGGCGAGGAGCAGGCUUUGCGAGGGGUCGCAGAAAGGAGGGUAGGCGACAGCUGUAACCUUGUUAAGAAGAGUGUUACUUCCCUUUCGAAUUUCAAAGACUUUCUGCUGUACUUCCAUAGUCGUU